Molecule: messenger RNA, 1463 nt
Organism: Leptinotarsa decemlineata (Colorado potato beetle)
Lineage: Eukaryota; Metazoa; Arthropoda; Insecta; Coleoptera; Chrysomelidae
Source: RefSeq, a predicted model, not a curated record
AUUAGCAAACCACUUCUCAAUGGUUGAUUUUCCUGGAACUAAGUCCGAAAAGUGUUUAUCAAGCCAAGCCUUGGUUUCAACAGUAUUUUUUUGCCAAAAAGCAAUGCUUCAUUAACACACAAAAUUCCUUUUUAUCCAUUUUCUUCAAACUAAUGAAAGUUGCUCCAUCCAAAAUGUUCUAUCCUACGAACUACCAAGCUAAUAGCUAUGGAAUUUGUACACGUGUCUUUUAAAAGUUGGGGUUAAGUGAAAAUCAUGGAUUUAAUAAUAGUAGCACCAUCUGUGUGUUAGCAUACGAACUUUUUAGCAUAGCCGUACAUUGAAUAUUAAUGCAAUGUCAAUAUUAUAUCAAUCAAGAACACAAAAACUAUUCGUUUGGAGUUAUUAGUAAUGCCUGUAAAAAGUACUUACUCUUCCAGUCUAACAGUUGAGAAACAUGGAUGAUAAUCUCAAAGAUGUACUUGAUGAAAUCUUAAAAAUCACUUGUUUUUUUUGCAACAAGUAUAUAACUGUGCCUCCUAUUUAUAUAUCCAAAGAUGGACUCCAAUUUCGAUGUGGUAGGUGCAAGGAUGUAGAAUGUGAAGUAAAUAAUAGGUGUUUAUUAUAUGAGAAUAUUGGAAAGUUCUUGAAGUUUCCAUGUACCUAUAAAAAAUGUACAGAAAUAAUUUCAUGGGGAGAGAUAGAGAAACAUGAAAAAAUUUGUGCUUACGCGACUAUAUCUUGUCCUGUUUAUUAUUUCUGUAACAUGGAAAUUGAAAGGGAACAACUAGUCAAUCACGUGAAAGAUUUACACAAACAAAAUUAUUUUGAAAAUAGAUUUACUUACAAUAUUAAGCCAUACCAUAAUAUGGUUUCAGUUUUAGAAAAAAAAGGAAUACCAUUUUUGAUAUUUGUGAAGGGAGAAAGAGUUUAUGUUAUUUCCAUUAAAUCAAAUAAAGGCUCUACAUAUAAUUUAACAUUAAGUGGCUCCUCUUCUCCAUCAUUACUGUAUGAACAUAAGGAAAUAAAUGAAGUAUAUGAUGAACGGAUACAUUGUUGUGAAUGCAUUGCUGGAAGUUGUAAAAGAACAUAUCAUCCAUAUUCAUCAUUGUAUGACAAGAAAAAUGAAAACUUACUGGAUACUUAUCUUAAUCCCAAAGACUUGAAGAAUCUUUUUGGUAAUUACGCAGAACUGAAAUUUACUAUCGAUAUUUUCUUUGAUGAAAAAAUUGAGAAAAAUAAAGUCAGAGAUGUUGCUGUUUCCACCGAUAUAACAAAUUCCCCAGUAUUAGAUACAUCGAAUAAUCUUGAUAUUUGGAAAAACUUUGAAUGUCCCAUAUGCAUGGAAUAUAUGAUAGCCCCAAUAUUCAUUUGUCAAGAUGGCCAUUCAAUUUGCAGCAACUGUAAGUGGAAAGGUAAAACUUGUUCAACUUGUCAAUCUGGAAUUGGAUCUUCAAGAAACUUCUCCCUUGAAAAUUUAGCAA